Molecule: messenger RNA, 3222 nt
Organism: Diaporthe citri
Lineage: Eukaryota; Fungi; Ascomycota; Sordariomycetes; Diaporthales; Diaporthaceae
Exons: 3
Coding region: 1-3222 (1073 amino acids)
Source: RefSeq, a predicted model, not a curated record
AUGGUACGCCUCGGCGUGAUCCUGCAGCCGGCCCCAGACCCCUUGCCUUUCCGCAAACCCGGCGAUGUAAAUGCGGAACCCGCUAAGAAGUCGUUUGAGGUUGUUGCACCGGAGUGGGCAUUGAGCACCAGCGCAGAUGGUGGCCAUGCCCAGGGAGAGAGCAACGGCGACGACGACUCGAACGUCAUUCUAUCCGUGUUUCCUGCACCAGGUGAAACGGCGCCGUCUUUUCGAACACUUCCGCACAUAGUGCUUCGCGAUCCACAGCUACCAUGGGCUCGCCUCGCCAGUCAAAAGGUUCCAGACAACCAUGCCAACGAGAUUCCCUGGUUUGCACUAGUUGUUUUCACCGCCGAUGAGCUUACGCUCGACGAGGACCAUCGCACCUCGUAUUUCAAUGGACUGAGCAUUAAUGAGACGCUUGGAUGGGACAUACCUGUUGGCAAGGUCUCCUCAGUCCUUGACACAUCACCAGAGAAGAAAGACCGGCUUGCCAAUUUCAUCCCGCUCCCCAAUCAGAGAGAUGUUGACGCUGAAGUCAAGACGAGCUUAAUUGCUGUGCCGAGUGGAGUCUUCAAGAAACUGUUCACCAAUGCGAAAAGCGAGAAUGAGUUCGACAUCUCUCCUUAUCGUUUCAUGACCCAUGUUCGGAAUGUCGCAGCAGCUGGCACAAUGUCGGCUGCAGUCGCCAACGAUGAUCCUAAUCCGAAGACGAAUGGCACGGCCACAUUCAGCAUGACCGGAGUCCCGGAAGGAGAUGGCGAUGAGAAGGUGAUCAGCGACAUUGUAACGCGCCGCCAGAUGGAUGGCUACACGCUUGUACGCCAUCGUACCGUGACUGGUGAGCAGACAACUGCAAUGGUGCGAGGACCUCUGACACCCACCAAAGUACCUCAUCCACUGCACAAAGAUGUUGUCUUUCAGUCCAACUUCGGCACAGAUCUCCAGAUCCUGGAUCCUGAUCUCGGGCUUAUGGAUUUGUCAUAUGCCUCGGCUUGGCAGCUAGGAAAGACACUUGCCCUGGCAGAUCCGUCCUUCACGGCUGCUCUGGCCCGGCUGCGCACCAAGAUCCACGAAGAUGCCCUCGAAGCCGCCAGAAAAGACAUCUUCAAGAGGCUCAGAACCGAGGAAGCAGCAUUGGGCACUCUUGGCGACGAUGAGCACGAGCAUUCUGUCUUGACUGAAACGGACUCUCGCUCGACCUACGUUCCUAAAAGCAGAAUCAAAGCGGAUGUUGCCGAUCUCGUUGGUGCCCUCAACCACAUCAACUCUGAUGUGCAUGUGUCUGGGACCUGCUUUUCCACCAACCGCUGGAAUCGGAGGCUCCUGAAGCAGAAAGAUGACGGUCCAGAUCUCUUCAGUCUCCGCUCCGAGCACGUAUUUCAUCAGAUGGGCCAGCAUGCCCAGUACAUCACGGACGACAACGCCAACACACCCGAUGGCGGACCAUACAACUACCACAGCGUCCCGAACAGUACUGAUUAUGCUAUGGUACAGGAAUGGGUUCUCGACAAGUUGCAUCUCGCUGGGAUUCCAGCUCAAUAUCUUCUUCCGGAUCCAUCUCACCUCCCACCAGAGUCUCUCCGUUUGUUCCAUGUUGACGCAAACUGGACUGAUGCCAUGGUAGAUGGUGCCCUCAGUCUAGCAAAUCAUUUGGCUGACAAACCAGAAGAGGACUUUACCCGGUCGUCCCUGAAGAAUACACUGAAUCGUUACUUCAAGACUCCGAUCACUGGUAGUUACAAACAGCAAAUUCCGACCUACGGGUUCAUUCUCCGCUCGCAGCUACUAGUCCAGUUCCCAGACCUUGCCGUGAGUGCGGAUUUUGAAAAGAUCCAUACACAAGAGGACUGGGCCAAUGCCAAACCCGCGGUCCCAAUCCUCGUCCAACGGCGCCUUGCAGCAGAUACGAUGCUCGUUCUAUUCGACAGGGACCCGCCGGAGCUGUCCAAACUCACGCUCACUUUGCCUGCCCACCAGCAAACAUUCAUAGCGGCCUUCCAGUUCGACGAAACAACAGAUGAUGUAGAAAUGCACUACAAACGCGUCUAUGCCACAGGAGCCGACGAGCCACUGCCAGUCGACCAGGAGCAUCGCCGGGAGCCACUAGGGGUUCCCAUGCCUGAAUGCAAGUUCAGCCGCUCGCGCAUUUUCGAUUGGGAGGCGAGAACGCUCAAGAUUCAGGAAUACGCCGAUUUGGUGCACGAUAACUUGAAAAAGUACAUGCCAGAUGGCCAGUACCAAACGCAGGCGCCAACCUCAGCCGUCAUGGCCCUGCAGCUCAACGAGCCAAUUUACACCCUCGUCAUCACAGCUGCUUUACCGGAGCUACCAACAGGGCCGGGUCACAGCCAGAAGCCUCCAGCCCUCACGAGUGAAGUAGAGUUCGGCCGCUGGGAUCUGUUCCGCCAUGAAGAAUCAGAGAUGUUUCAGUUCCAUCCCCCGGCCUUUCCCGGCGAGAAAUACAAACCCAGAUCCUCUCUUCAGGGGCCGGAGAAAGCAGUUUUGUUCCAGCCGACCAAGCUCCCUGUCUGCCGAAAUGAAGCUCAACAGCGCGGCGACCAAGACUGGGUCAUGAUAGCUGGUAACGCAGACGGAAAGGACGGCAACGAGAUACUACCGCCUCCAGAAAUUCCCAUGCCACUUCCUGACGUGGCCAAACCUCCCUUGGUUUUCAACGUCUUCCCCUUGGGCAGGCCAACUUCCAACGUGCCCACCAACAGCCACGUUCCACUCGACCUUAUUUUCGACAUUCGGGCUUACCCACAACUCCAGUACUGGGCGUUGCGCGUGACACACUUCGACCUCAACAUCCCCAUCGCGCCCUACACAGACCCGCCAACAACCCCCCUGCCCGACCCGGACGAUGACCAGACCAACCGCGCCCUCCUCCGCAGCAAUGCGCCGGAAGGCCCCGCCCCUUCUAUGCUUUACAACAUCCGCUUCAACGUCGUUCGCCAGCGCUGGGACGUCAAGAACGGCUCACUUGACGUGACGGUCCUGCCGCGCACGCGCUGGGGCGUGGCCACGCAGACCUUUGACGAGGCCAGCUUCCUCUUGCCGCUUGCCGCCGUGUUUCCCUGGAAGGUGCCUCGAGGCAAGAAGUACCCGUUCCAGGUCCUGGUGACAGCUUACAUGAGGGACCCCCAUGAUCCGCCGGAUAUACCGGAUACUCAGUACGUCUACACCGUGACCAAAUACAUGGACUGUCCCGGUGUAUGA